UCAAUGUCGAUCGCGGGAGGAGCGUUUGUGUAUUCUUGGUGAGAAAACGGCCUAGCGGCAACCCCAAAGAAGCAAAGCCUGCCACCCCUGGUCCAAUUUAGCCGGCACAUGGGAAACCAAUUCACCUGUGGUGUUUAUUCUUGGUUUGCUUGUCUGGUAACUAUAACCAAACAAAAAAAAAAAAAAGGCCGCAUGUAAGGGUGGACCAGGGGCAACUCCCCCUUGCCCCCCUAAAAACAGCAACGAAUCGGAUCGGCAGUCUUUGCGCACAAGUGUUUGGCAGGUAAUAAGGUAGUGUUCGGAAUAAAAGACAGGUCGUACAAACUCGGGCGGGAAUUGAAAAAAAAAACCUGGACUCGAUAUUGGCGCCUUAUUUUCCCCCCAAUGCAACCUACCGUCUAGACGGAUUGAGCUUGGCACUCAGGGGUCCUCUGAAUAUCGAAACACGGAAACACACGGAGGAUAUACCACAUGUGUGAUACGGAAUUUAGAUGUCCAUGGACGAAGGAUUUUUGUUUGGAAUCGCGGUCCAGCCGUUUAUGAUAAUUGAUGAUAUAUAAACGGCUUUUCUGUUCAGCCCCAACCAGGCAUUCCAGUGAAAUCCCAUUCUCCAUCCCCCAUCCCCCCAUCUCACUCAGGCCUUUUCCCUCCACCAGCUCCCUCUCCAAAAAAAGCAACCCCCAACUCCAACAAAAGAUGCACUCCUCAAUCCCCAUGCUCCUCGCCCUGGUGGCCCAAGCCGCGUCGCACGGCAUGGUGACGUCGCCCGCGACGCGGCAGCCGGGCCCGGCGGCGGCGGCGGUGUGCGGCCAGACCAUGGUGGACCACUACACGGCGGACGGGACGUCGUACCCGGAGAACCUGCAGCGGAACCCGGCGUGGAACGGGACGGGGUACGACGCGGCGCGGUGCAACCUGUGGCUGUGCAAGGGGUACCAGCUGGGCGACAACGAGGCGCAGGUCCAGCGCUACGCCGCCGGCGACGUCGUCGACUUUGCCGUCAACAUCCGCAUCCCGCACCGGGGGUUCGCAAACGUCAGCGUCGUCGACCUGGCCGCCAACGAGGUGGUCGGCGAGCCGCUCCGGGUCUGGGGCGACGGCUAUGCCGACCCGGCAAGCUUUCCCAACCUGCCCAGGGACCAGGUCGAGUUCAACGUGACGGUGCCUGAGCUUGGAGGUCGGUGCGUUGAGGCUGGUGCUUGUGCCUUGCAAUGGUAUUGGUUUGGUCAGGGGCAGACUUACCAGUCUUGCGUCGAUUUUACCCAGGAAGCAUCGGCUUAUGCAAUCAGGGGACGCCGACGGCUGUAA
This is a messenger RNA of Pyricularia oryzae 70-15, 1308 nucleotides long. RefSeq lists its product as uncharacterized. The record is from RefSeq and is a predicted model, not a curated record. Lineage: Eukaryota; Fungi; Ascomycota; Sordariomycetes; Magnaporthales; Pyriculariaceae. The coding region runs from base 550 to 1308 and encodes 252 amino acids. The transcript has 2 exons.